CUUUUAUCUUCACCCACUUCUUCAUCUUACAAACCAAAGUAAGACUAAUAAAAAAAGAGAAUCCACAAAAAGGUUUUUUUGUUUAGUUUCAAAAGAUGGCGAUUAACAGAUCUUUGCUUUUGAUUAUAAUUUUCAUCUCCGUUUCACUAUCGACGGCUAGGAUCUUACCGGGAGAGUUUCUUCCGGUCACCGAUGGUGUCAUGUUCUCCGGUGAGAUCCCUAAGGCGGCGGUGGUGGGUUGCGGAGGAGAGCAGGAGAGGAAGACGGAAUAUUCUUCGUUUGCUCCUCAAGUUGUCGCCGGAAAAUUCGGGUCGUUGGUGUUGAAUGCUCUUCCGAAAGGGUUUCAUCCGUCGUCUGGACCAAGCAGGAAAACUAACGACAUCAAUACUUAGAACUGUUGUUCUUUUUUUGUGUCUCAUCUUUUGUUGUCCUAAUUCGUACUUUUUUGUUCUUUAGAGAUUCUUUAAUUUGUUUACUUUCGAAUAGAGAUUAUUGUAAAUGUUACAGAAAUUACUGUAAGAGUUUAGAAAAUUAGGAUUGUUUUGGUCUUUUUUUGAGUUGAAAAAUGAUCAAGAAUGUUAAGAUUCACAUUUUGUAUCUCGAAUUAUCAAAUAUUAUCUUGAUAAAUGUUGUUCAUCAGCUUCUUUCAUUAA
Camelina sativa (false flax) is the source of this 653-nucleotide messenger RNA. RefSeq lists its product as uncharacterized. NCBI's taxonomy places the organism in Eukaryota, Viridiplantae, Streptophyta, Magnoliopsida, Brassicales, Brassicaceae. The record is from RefSeq and is a predicted model, not a curated record.